CUUCUUGACGUCAUGUCCUUUCAAUACUGGAAGUGAAUGUCUUCAUUGAGAUAUUGAUGGGAAAUACUGAAACGAGUGGACUAGCUGACUGGUGAACUAUAUGCACCAAUCAGAUGCAAAGAUGGAAGACCUGAAUACGUGUGAACAAUCGGAUGCAAAGAAUAAAGGCCUGUAUGCUUGUGAAUUUUGUAAAGUGAAUUGUCCUUCCGAACUCAGUCUGUUCAGCCAUAAACUCGGACAGAAGCACAGAAAUCAUUGCUACUAUUUAGCUCUAGAAAUGAGCAAGGACCCAAACUCUGUAGCUAAUAAAUAUGAGGAGUCUCUAAAGUAUGAAGCUGAAGCACCAGAAGGAAAAAAACUGCAAUCUUAUAUAGAUACUUUUCAAAACGAGCCGUUCCUUGGACUGGAGUAUAUCACUGAAGAUUUUCAAUUGAACCGGUACAAUUACGAGUGUACUCUUUGUCCAUGUGCUGCUUCAACACCAGCCAUGAUAUUGCAUAUCAUGGGAUUUCAACAUAAAAGAAUGUAUUUGUCGAAGCAUCACCCUGAUAUUUUAGUUACGGGUGGAAAAAAUGUAAAAAAAAAUUUGAAUGUCCUAGCACGUGACCUAGAAAAGCUGAUUGGAAGGAACAAAAUAAAGGAAUUAACUGACAAGGAACUAAAGGAAAAAAUGAAUGAAAAUGUGCAGAAAGAAUCUACCUCAAGCGUAAAUACAGACCCUGCAAACAAUGAAAUAAAAAGCCUGCCUAGUGAAACAGAACCCAAAGAAAAUGUUGCUUUGGAAUUUAAAGGAAAUGAAGAUUUCAUUAAAUAUGUGAAAAGCUUUGAGAUAAAGACUGAUGAAGAUGCCUCAUUUAUCUUCAAAAUAACCCAGAAUUUGACUAAGGCACUCCUAAAUUACCAGAAAGAGUGUUCAAAAAAGGUUUCUUCAACACCUUCAGACAGUACGGUUGAACAAAGUAUCAGUUCUACAGAACAAAAGACAGCCUCUGCUCCCCCUUCAUGUGACCCCCAGCAGGAUGUUCCUUUGCUGACAAAGCCAGAUGAUAAACCAGAAGUUGUAGAGGCCAAAGACAAACAAAUAAAAAAUAUUAAUACAUCUCAGGGGGCCCAAAAUGUUGAAACAGGAGGCCCAGAAGUUAAAGCAAACACAGACGUCUCUGCUCCUGCUCCCUCAACUGGUUCAGAAAACCCCCAUCAGGAACUACCUUUGGAAGGAAAACCAGUAACUGUGUCAGCUUCUGACAGUAACCCUCUUGAAGUGUUCUUCAACAGCGUCAAAGAUAUGGAAGCACCCCAAGUAGCUGCAAUUUUUACAAAGGUUGUUGCCACAAAUCCUUCAUUAAAAGGAAUUGAUGUGGAGAGUGUCAUGAAAUAUCUGAAAGACACUGGGAAAAUAAAGAGGUCCUAAUAUAAUACAAAGUCGCCAUGCUGUGAAAUAUUCUUUUUGUGUGCAGAUUGUAAUAGAUUUUGAGUUUUACGUUAGUACUGAAUACUGAUUUGCAAUUAUUUGUUACAAUACUUUUAUGUACUGAUGUUUUUGUAUAAUAAUAAACCAAGCUUUUUUUUGUUUUUUCUUUUAA
This is a messenger RNA of Bombina bombina (fire-bellied toad), 1583 nucleotides long. RefSeq lists its product as uncharacterized. Lineage: Eukaryota; Metazoa; Chordata; Amphibia; Anura; Bombinatoridae. Bases 101 to 1411 code for a protein of 436 amino acids. The transcript is spliced from 15 exons. Gene Ontology annotation, molecular function: double-stranded RNA binding; single-stranded RNA binding. The record is from RefSeq and is a predicted model, not a curated record. Gene Ontology annotation, cellular component: precatalytic spliceosome.